Molecule: messenger RNA, 930 nt
Organism: Argiope bruennichi
Lineage: Eukaryota; Metazoa; Arthropoda; Arachnida; Araneae; Araneidae
Exons: 4
Coding region: 1-930 (309 amino acids)
Source: RefSeq, a predicted model, not a curated record
AUGGGGCAAAACAGGGGGAAAUCGUCAACCGAUUUGGUGUGUUCUUACCAGCCAGCUUGGAAAAAUUAUCUUGCAAGAGAUGGCUUGCAUUUAAAUAAAUGGGCAUUUGUUUUUUCUGCUUGGCCAAAGCAAGAGUCUGCCAGGCCAGUUUCUAGGCCCGUGCAACCUAUUAGGCCAAAGCAAGAAUCUGCCAGGCCAGUUUCUAGGCCCGUGCAACCUGCAAGGCCAAAGCUAGAGUCUGUCAAGCCAGUUUCUAAGCCCGUGCAACCUUCUCGGCCAAAGCAAGAGUCUGCCGAGCCAGUUUCUAGGCCCAUGCAACCUGCUAGGCCAAAGCAAGAGUCUGCCAGUCCAGUUUCUAAGCCCGUGCAACCUUCUCGGCCAAAGCAAGAGUCUGCCAGGCCAGUUUCUGGGCCCGUGCAACCUUCUCGGCCAAAGCAAGAGUCUGCCAGGCCAGUUUCUAGGCCCGUGCAACCUUCUCGGCCAAAGCAAGAGUCUGCCAAGCCAGUUUCUAGGCCCGUGCAACCUUCUCGGCCAAAUCAAGAGUCUGCCAGGCCAGUUUCUGGGCCCGUGCAACCUUCUCGGCCAAAGCAAGAGUCUGCCAGGCCAGUUUCUAGGCCCGUGCAAUCUUCUCAGCCAAAGAAAGAGUCUGCCAAGCCAGUUUCUAGGCCCGUGCAACCUUCUCGGCCAAAUCAAGAGUCUGCAGAGCCAGUUUCUAGGCCCGUGCAACUUGCUAGGCCAAAGAAUGUGUCUACGAGGCUAAUUUCUGCACCCAUGCAACAGUCAGCUGCUCUGCUCACGAAAGAUAUUUCUUCUAUGCCAUCUUCUAAAGUAUCUGGUAUGCAUGGAGUUGUCAGUCAUAAAAAUGAUCCUGCUCCUGUCGUACCUCAGGUGUAUGUUGCUCCCAAUCAAAAAAAUUCUCCCACAGAUUAA